Molecule: messenger RNA, 557 nt
Organism: Ochlerotatus camptorhynchus
Lineage: Eukaryota; Metazoa; Arthropoda; Insecta; Diptera; Culicidae
Product: cuticle protein-like
Exons: 3
Coding region: 108-557 (149 amino acids)
Cellular component (GO): extracellular matrix
Source: RefSeq, a predicted model, not a curated record
CUCCAGUGCGGUGCAGAUUAAGCUUGUAGUACUUUCGUUCGUGGUUCGAUUUGUCCUCUUCUGACGGGAUUAGUAGCAGUGUGUGGUGUUUGAAAAAUUGUGCAAAAAUGGCCUUCAAGUUUGUAGUGUUUGCCUCCUGCCUGCUGGCUUUGGCCGCCGCCUACCCGGGAAGCUACGGCGACUACUACGGCGAACAGGAAGUGGAACAGCACGAACCGCAGCAGCACCAGCACCAGUACGGACAGGUUGCGCGGAUUUCGCUCGGCGACGGAGGUCACGGACACCACGAGUAUGCCCACCACGAGGAUGAGCACGUCGAUUACUAUGCCCCACCAAAGUACGCCUUCAAGUACGGCGUGAACGACUUCCACACCGGUGACGUCAAGAGCCAGCACGAAACCCGCGACGGCGAUGUCGUCAAGGGCCAGUACUCCCUGGUUGAACCGGACGGUUCGGUGCGUACCGUUGACUACACCGCCGACAAGCACAGCGGAUUCAAUGCCGUCGUGCACAAGACUGCUCCGGUUGCCCAUCACCACGGUGGCGAGCACUACUAA